Messenger RNA from Branchiostoma floridae (Florida lancelet), 2265 nucleotides. RefSeq names its product cytochrome P450 2U1-like. The transcript has 6 exons. Gene Ontology annotation, molecular function: heme binding; oxidoreductase activity, acting on paired donors, with incorporation or reduction of molecular oxygen, reduced flavin or flavoprotein as one donor, and incorporation of one atom of oxygen; iron ion binding. Gene Ontology annotation, biological process: xenobiotic metabolic process. Lineage: Eukaryota; Metazoa; Chordata; Leptocardii; Amphioxiformes; Branchiostomatidae. Gene Ontology annotation, cellular component: cytoplasm; intracellular membrane-bounded organelle. Bases 834 to 1370 code for a protein of 178 amino acids. The record is from RefSeq and is a predicted model, not a curated record.
UGACGAAGGUCAAGUUCGAUUAUGGCCCCCCAUUUGCUUUUAUCAAAGGUACUACAGCGGAACUUAACACAUGAUUGACUGAGAAGAAAAGGAGAAACCAGAUACGUUGUUUGUUUGGGCCAGAAGAAAGAGCGCAUGUGAGAAUAACAACUUUACCUAUUGAUAUACUUGAACGUUGACUCAGUUCAAUUCAUGGCAUGUGUAUAUUUACCUCACAGACAUCGCGCUUUCAAAGUUCAACCAAGCCUACAAAGAAAAACGCAAGUUUGUCUACAGUGCGCUGAGAAACCUAGGAAUGAGAAUGGGAGAAGGCAGUAUGGAUCGAAGAGAACAUCAGAUACGAGGCUCGUCAGCUCUGUCUGAAGUUGUCCGAGCAAGGGGACGCGCAGUCACGUGACAUCGCCGACAGCCUGACUGUGUCAGUCGCCAACAUCGUCUGCUCCAUGGUGUUCGGGAAACGCUACGACUACGAUGAUGUCAAGUUUGUGGAACUGACCAAAAUCAUAAACAAGCAAGUCGCCAAAUUCGGAUCGAGUCAGCUGAUGACCGUGUUUUCAUUUUUGCGAUUCAUGCCGGGAGUAAAUUCAUCCAACAGGAUUCUUGUCGAAUGUAUUGACGAGGUGCACGCAUUUCUUCGACAAGAAAUUACGAAGCAUCGCGAGACCCUGGACAACGAGAAUCCAUGAGACUUCAUCGACCUUCUCCUCACCGAACUACAGACCCAAGAGAAGACCAACUGCUUUACAGAGGAGAAUAUUGUGUGGAUAAUUCAAGGCUUGUUUGCUGCUGGAGUCGACACCACAGCCAACACCUUGCGAUGGGGUCUUCUGUACAUGGUUCUGUGUCCAGAGGAGCAGCAGAAGGUACAAGCUGAGCUGGACAGUGUCCUGGGAACAGGCCAUGACGUGCCCACCCCGGCCCACAGGUCCCAGCUCCCGUAUACCGAGGCUACUAUCAUGGAGAUCCAGCGCAUCAGGGCCAUCGUUCCCGUUACCCCGCACGCUCCGAACGAGGACACGACUUUCCGAGGCUAUGAUAUCCCAGCGGGAACGCAGGUUCUUCCUAACCUGUGGUCAGCCCACAUGGACCCUGAAUUUUGGCCGGACCCAGAGAAGUUUGACCCCCGUAGGUUCCUGGACUCUGACGGCAAGGUGGUUACCAGGCCGGAAUCCUUCAUGCCCUUUUCUACCGGCCGCCGUGUCUGCCUCGGUGAGCAGCUGGCAAAGAUGGAGCUCUUUCUACUCUUUUCUUCCCUCCUGAAACACUUCACCUUAAAGUUGCCAGAGGGCGCCGCUGCACCUUCUACAGAUGGUAUCAUGGGAUUCUUUUACGUCCCACCAAAAGUAAACAUGUGCAUCACUAAACGUUAGGGAUGAAUAUGUCAACACAACUUGUGUUUUAAAAGAACUUGCGAUAUUUUCUCACAAUACACGCCUGUCACAAAAGCUGUAUUUGAACAAAGUGACUAAAGUGUGUUACCUUGUUUAGAUAUUAUAGAUAUUGACAUAACGGCAACUGGAAGGUAAAUAAUGGACAUAUGAAUAUUAAACUAAGCUAAACUAUGCUAUAUCAAUUAGCAAACAUAUAUCGUUUGUUUGGCAUAGCCUGUUUGAAAAUUAUAUGACAGUCAAAUAGCACGAUCAAAUACAACAAAAUGAGUGUUCCAUAAUAGAUUGGGCUACGUUUAGAUAUUAACUGCUGCAAGUAUGGAUACUAUUAGCAUGGUAAUGUGGACAGGGAGGCCAAAGGGAAAUAUUUCUUAGGAGCAUUUUAAAGACAGACAUUUCAAAUUGCAUUAAUCAGUUAGUGGCCAUCAAAACGCCAGUUGCUGUUGAAAACUACUACAGGUGAUUGUCUAUUUAGAAGCCAUUCGACGCCUGUAAAUAUAUGUGAAAUAGAGAAAAAAGGUAUUGAUUAGGUUGAGUGGGUUGCAAGUGCACUAAGAUGUGUUUAGAGGCCAUUGAUUAAAAAUUCAAUGAUUAUUAAAUAUUGAUAUCUCAAUUUAAUAAUUACAAUUACUAAGAUAUUCAUAGAGUGUGGGUGAGACUGUAUAAAGAUAUAACCGUGAACAUUCCUGAUAUUAAAUUACUACAGUUAUAUACGAGUAAAUAUGGUAUUAAAACAAAUAAUUUCUGAUCAACUCGAGAUAAGCAAAAACGAGCAUGUGACAAAGUGAUUUUUUUUACUUUUGACAUUUCCUCAUCAAAGCUUGUCUCAGUCGGCUAUAUGUUAAAAACUCUCAAUAAACAGAGGCAUCAAACUUCA